AUGAGAAUAAGAGAUAGGAAUAAAUAAAUUUAAGAUAGUUUUCUAAUUAAAGUAAUUUAUAAUGAUUAUAAUUAAUUUUUUAUUGGUACCUUAAUGAAAAAUGAUCAUUAUAGAAUUAUACUCUAGUACUCGUAAAUAACGCUUGACUCUCUCACAUUCCCAUACUAUCAUGUGAACAAGGGUUGUCAAUUCAACUUUUUUGAAUUGGAUUAAGAGAUAUAAAUUUAAUUGAAGAAGGAUGAUUCAAAAUACUUUAAAUGCCCUGUCUGUCAUUAACAGGGUCAAAUUCUAUUAGAUUUGUAAUAUAUCAAGGAGGAAUUUUAAAAUAAAGAAAAUUAAUUUGUGGUUAAGAUGGAGGAUCAAUAGACCUUCAAAUUGCAGAAAUCAAGUUACUUUGAUUUUGUAUUAAGUAAGGAAUAGCAAUUUUUUGAAUUGUAAAAAAAAUUUAAUGCGAAAAUACUUAAUGAUAAUCAUAAAUAAAAUAAGUUUACUUUGUAAUUGAUUGAGAAAUUAAAUGUUUAAGUAAUAUAGAUUUCUAAAUUAGAGAAAUAAUGAAAUCUUUCAAAUCUACCGCAAAAGUCGUCAAGAAUAAUAACCUACUUUGAUAGGAGUAAUAAAUUUCAAAUUAAUUCUAUUUUAUCAUAUAUUUAAAAUCAAAAUAGAAUUAGAUCUCUAUGAUGAUACUAAUAAAAAUAAUAUAAUAAAACUAGCAGAUUUUCAAUAUGGCCAAAUGACAACAUAUCAAGUCUCUUUGAUUAACAAGGUUAUUUAUUUGGUUGUUUAACAAGAUAAACUUUAUUAAUUAUAUAGAGGAAACUUCAAUUAAAUCUUCGAAGGGAAUUAGGAUAAACCCAUAUUUAAUGUGUCUCUGAUGCCUGGCUAUACAUUAUUUGGAGUGUCGAGAUUGCUUUAAUUUAACAAUCAUCUACUCAUGAUUGGAAGUAUUUAUCGAUCAUUAUUAAUUAUAUUAGACAGAGGUGCUAUUGUUGUGAAGGACAAGAUUGAUGAGAAAGUUGUUAUGGAUGAGCAAAUAAAAAUUUCGAAAGAGAUAACUGAAAAUUCUUAAUUUGCUGCAAUUAAUAGUAAAUCAAUUUUGUUUGUGGGUAACAAUUAAAUAGAUAAAAGUGUUGGAGUCACAGAGUUAUGCUUUUCAGAAUCAAAAAUCAUUGAAACAAAAUAGAAUACUUUUAACAUUCCAAAUUCUGAAUUCGAUUUCUCUUUGCUGGUUGAUGAUGCUUAUUAUUUAUUCAGCAGUGACAGACUGAAUCAACAAAAAGUUUAAGUCAUAUAAAUUACUACAACAAAGGAUAGGAAUUAAUUCACAAAGACUUUGAAAAUUAUAAAUCAUCAGAGCUAUUUGAAAGUUAAAAUCAUUCCUACUACAAAGUAAAAAGUUGGAAGUGUUGUAUGUGCCAUGGUUGGAUUGACAUUUGAAAAUAGUUAAACCAUAUUUCCGGGUGUUUUAGUGUUUAAUGAUAAGGAUAAUAUAAUUGAGAUUGAGCUUAUAUGA
This is a messenger RNA of Paramecium octaurelia, 1510 nucleotides long. The record is from the annotation of a GenBank genome assembly. Lineage: Eukaryota; Ciliophora; Oligohymenophorea; Peniculida; Parameciidae.